This is a messenger RNA of Choloepus didactylus (southern two-toed sloth), 1687 nucleotides long. Its product is annotated as zinc finger protein 596-like. Gene Ontology annotation, biological process: negative regulation of transcription by RNA polymerase II. The record is from RefSeq and is a predicted model, not a curated record. The transcript is spliced from 3 exons. Gene Ontology annotation, molecular function: DNA-binding transcription repressor activity, RNA polymerase II-specific. Lineage: Eukaryota; Metazoa; Chordata; Mammalia; Pilosa; Megalonychidae. Bases 719 to 1687 code for a protein of 322 amino acids.
UGGCGCUGAACGCGGGACACAAGGUCCGAACAACGUGCUGCUCUGUGGGUUCCUGGACCCCCGAGGUGGGACAUUCGGGAGCCUCAGCUCCGUGGCCGACAGAGAGACUCACCUCCGAGAGCUGGACGAGAGGGUUUCUAGCCCCCCCGGCCCCCAGGACCCCAAGGGCUGCUGCUGCCGCGGAAAACAGGUUUGAAGUUCCACCUCUAGGAGCAGGCCUACAAACUGCACUGAAAGAUCCAGGCAAGCCACAACUGCCUAAGGAAGAAGAGCUGUAAGAUAUCCUUCAGCCUGGUGCGGUGUGACGUCAUUUGGCUGCGCCGAGUGAGGACCCGGAUCCCGGAAGUGCCCCUUCCCCAGUCUUGGCGCUGAACGCGGGACACAAGGUCUGAACAACGUGCUGCUCUGUGGGUUCCUGGACCCCCGAGGUGGGACAUUCGGGAGCCUCAGCUCCGUGGCCGACAGAGAGACUCACCUCCGAGAGCUGGACGAGAGGGUUUCUAGCCCCCCCGGCCCCCAGGACCCCAAGGGCUGCUGCUGCCGCGGAAAACAGAAGUUCCACCUCUAGGAGCAUGCCUACAAACUGAAUUGAAAGAUCCAAGCAAGCCACAACUGCCUAAGGAAGAAGACCUGUGAAGUGUCCUCCAGCACUGAAUGUUUAUUGCUCAGACUGAGAGUGGAAAUCAGAGGAAGACCGUUGGUGGCAGAACUAUUGACAAUGCAAACACUGGAAUCAGUGACCUUCAGUGAUGUAUCUAUAGACUUUGAUGCAGAAGAGUGGGCCUUGAUGGAUAAAACCCAGAGAAACCUGUUCAGACAUGUUAUGCUAGAGGUUAUCAGUCAUCUGGUGUCAGUAGGGUAUCAGCUCUGCAAAUCAGAAGUGGUUUCCCAGUUGGAACAAGGAGAGGAACUGUGGAGGGAAGGAUUAGGAUUUCUCCAAGGACAGAGUACAAGCAGACAGAAAGACGAUAGAGAAGAAGAAAUGAUAACCAUGCCACAUAUCUGCAAUAAGAAGAAAUAUACCAUCCAGCCAAAGCAGCAGAUUUCUACUAUUGGAGAGGAUCCAUUUGUGAGUAAUCAUUUGGGAGAAGAUUUAAUUCACUCCACAUUGACUGACAUGGAAACAGAGCCCUAUGUAAAUGAACAUUCUCAAAAAGCUAUCAGUUAUCAGUCAUUCUUUACUGGACAUAAGCAAAUUCAGUCUGGACAUAAUUUGCAUGAUUAUCAUCCAUGUGUAAAAGCCUUGAGAAAUAUUUCUGUCCCUAGACAGUAUGAGAGAACUUGCACUGGAGAGAAAUCACAUGUCUGCCAUCUAUGUGGGAAAUAUUUCAGUCAAUGUUGUAACCUUAAGGAACAUGAGAGAACUCACACUAGGGAGACAGCAUAUAUCUGCCAUCAUUGUGGGAAAAUCUUCACUUAUAGUUCAAAGCUCAGAGACCAUGUGAGAACUCACACUGGGGAGAAACCAUAUGUCUGCAAAGUAUGUGGGAAAUCUUUCAGUCAACAUGGUAACCUUAGGCAACAUGAGAGAACUCACACUGGGGAGAAACCAUACAUCUGCCAUCUAUGUGGGAAAUCCUUCAAUCAAAGUGGUCACCUUAGGAAGUUGUGUGCCAAUACAGGGUUUAGACUUGAGACCAGUUUUCAGUCCUGCUUCUCCCGCCUGCUCACCAUCUGUAAGAGGUAA